Trypanosoma rangeli is the source of this 765-nucleotide messenger RNA. RefSeq lists its product as uncharacterized. The coding region runs from base 1 to 765 and encodes 254 amino acids. Lineage: Eukaryota; Euglenozoa; Kinetoplastea; Trypanosomatida; Trypanosomatidae. The record is from RefSeq and is a predicted model, not a curated record. The transcript has a single exon.
AUGCCCUCUGCCUCCUCACCGGCCUGCGCACAGGUUUUCUCACAGUGCUCGCCCCCGACUCAGGGCCGUGUUGCUAAGUUUGCGGCGGCGAGGAAGGCCACGACCGCGCAGAGCCCGCGGAUCCACGGGGUACCGGCGCGGCCACGUAGGCCCGACACCCCGUCUGGGUGCGUCGGCCCAGGCCAGCCGCCCACCGCCCCACCACAACGGUCGAAUGAGCGGCCGCGCGCAUGGGUUCCACUCGCCUUGUACAAGAGGAAGAAGCCGCAUUGUCCUUUUUCUGGGCGGGGGCUUUGCGCGGAUGCGGGCGGCUGCGACGCGCUCCUUGGCUUGCCACCGCGACGCUACGCGCCGGUGGGGUGCUCGGAGCCACCGCCUUUGGCGCGGACCCGAGCCAGAGACCGCAUGCCGGCCGGCCACUGCACCUUCCCAACCAAGGGCAUUCCCCGGCGGCCUCUUGCUGGGUGCUGCGGGUGCAGGGUUUUGGCGAGGAAAGGACCUUUGCCUGCGUAUAAGCGCACCACGGGACGAAGGAAGAAACGCAGGGCCAGAGGCGAGGGGCGGAGCGCUCCUAUUGCGAUGUGCCGGCCGGUGGUGUGGAGGGCCCGCCUCCUCUCACGCGGUGAUGAAACGCUCUUACGGGGCCAAGCUUGGGCCGCAAAAGGAGGCGGAGGAAGCCUUCUGGGACAACCCCCUGCCCCCAAAAGAUGGGCCUCCCCUCUGCGAAAGGAGGGCCGGCGGCAGGGAACAGCGCGCGGUGCGUGA